Messenger RNA from Lathyrus sativus (Indian pea), 888 nucleotides. Lineage: Eukaryota; Viridiplantae; Streptophyta; Magnoliopsida; Fabales; Fabaceae. The record is from the annotation of a GenBank genome assembly.
AUGAAGAACAAGUUGAGGUCACAACAAUCACAUUCACAGAAACAAGGAAUGAGUAAUUUUGAUAUGAAACAAAGAGUACUAACCACAUUAAACAAAGUCGGCGACCGCGAUACGCAUCAAAUAGGAACCAAUCAGCUUCGCGCGAUCCUCAACUCUUUAACUCCUCAACCUAUAUCCCCGCUCCUCUCGUGCAUACUCGACAUUCACUCUGAACAGAAAACAUCUAUCCAUAAACAAUGUAUCAAACUCAUGGGAACAAUGGCGGAAGUUUACGAAGCUCUAGUCCUUCCAUAUCUUUCCAAAAUGGUUGCCACAAUUGUUAAAUGCUUUAGGGUUUCAGAUUCUUCGGUCCGAGAAUCCUGUGUUGAAAUGGUUGCGGUAGUAGCUUCUAAAUUGGGUAAUCAAAAUAAUGAAGAUAAGGUGUUUGUGUUAUUGGCUAGUCCACUUUUCGAAGCGCUGGUUAGUGACCAGAAUAAGCAUGUUCAGUCUGCUUCUGCUUUUUGUCUUGCUACUGUUAUUCACAACACGCAUAGUCCUCCUAUUUCGAUUUUGCAUAAAAUGUUGGUUAGGAUUCUUAAGUUGCUUAAAAAUCCACAUUUUAUGGCUAAACCUGCACUCAUUGAGUUGAAUAGGAGUAUCAUUCAGGCUGGGGGAGCUUUUACGCAAAGUGUUUUGACUACUGCUGUUGCUGGUAUUAGGGAGGCCUUAAAAGAUACUGACUGGAAAACCCGGAAAGCGGCUUCUGUAGCAUUGGGACAAAUUGCUUUGAGUCGUGCGUCUUUGUUGUUGUCUUUAAGUCCUUCUUGUAUUCAUUCUCUUGACUCCUCAAGGUUUGACAAGGUCAAACCGGUUAGGGAUGCUGUUUUGCAAGCUCUUAAUUGGUUAUAG